Pecten maximus is the source of this 4514-nucleotide messenger RNA. Its product is annotated as protein suppressor of hairy wing-like. The transcript is spliced from 4 exons. The record is from RefSeq and is a predicted model, not a curated record. NCBI's taxonomy places the organism in Eukaryota, Metazoa, Mollusca, Bivalvia, Pectinida, Pectinidae. The coding region runs from base 116 to 3505 and encodes 1129 amino acids.
UUUAGACAUCCUUUUCCGGUUCGACCCUUGGCGCGGACAAUCUGCCCUUCUAAGAAGAAGUGGAUAGUUGUUGUAUUUCUAAGCAUUUCGGGUCUUUUUGGAGCAGGGACCAUCAAUGGCAACUGACCCUCCAGACAUCUUGGAACAAGCUCUGGCCGAAGUUGGCCCUUAUAUUGGACUAGAUACAGGGUCAGAGGUCAACCCCUACAGUUCCACAGAAACAGGUUCAGGACCAACCCCCUAUAUUUCCACACAGACAGAUAAUCUGGUACAGGAUGUUCAGGCAUUGUGUACAAGACUUGCAGAAGAAGGGGAGGAAACUCUUUUUAUAUCUGUAAAUAUAUCAGGCAACCAGUGUGCUUACCUUGGUUCCACACUCGGCAAAGACUACAUUGAAAAGAAUGAACUAGUACAAGGAUUCUUCACCUAUUGUAAUGAAAAAUAUGAGUCCAGGCUAAACCAGCUCAGCACACCAGUAAAGACCUCACAGACGGCUUUAUCUCAGGAGUCAGGUCCCAUUAUCAACCAGGUAUCACAGCAACCAGGCCACAACAUCAACCAGGUAUCACAGCAACCAGGCCACAACAUCCACCAAGUAUCACAGCAACCAGGCAACACCACCAGCCAAACGUCAAGUAAAAUGUCAGAAAUUACAUCGGAAACUCCUCAGACGAUUAUUCACACUCCUGACACUGUCCCAAUGCCUAGCACUGGCUAUCGGUCACUGCUGACCAAAUAUGGCACCCAGGAAGUUUCACAGAGGUCACAGCAUGAAGUAGGUCAAAAGGAACAAACAGUGAUGCCUUUGUCUGGAUCGUCAGUUUCCAUGGUAAAACAUGAUGCUGGACCUCCAAUUUCCAAGGCAACAGGAUCUACUGGUUCCUUAGCAACCACUGUAACCAAGGCUGGAAAAAGCCUUGAUAAAUCUAUAGGUACUGAUUUCACUGAUAGUGAGGAAAGAACCGUGCCCAUCACGAAGUCCUCUAAUCGGAAAAACCAGAAAGACGGGGCAGGUGAAAAGUAUGUUGUUUAUAUACAGAAAUCUCAGGAUUCAAAUUCUAAAAAGAAUGUCUUGGUUUACAAAAAACCGGAGGAUCUCCAGAAAGAUACGCUGAAGAAACUAGGACUGGUGAAAUCUGAUGAACAAAAUGAUGAAGAGAAAAAACAACCAGAAAUAGAAAAGCCGAUUAUUGUCAUAAAAGAAGUGGAUGAAUCAACCCCUAAAUCCAGUGAAACUACUGGGACAGUCAGAAGACGCGGCAGACCACCUAAGACGGGGAUGUCAGCAGCGACCGUUACAAGUGAACCCGCAAAGAUGCCAAACACUCGGACCCACGCCAACCAAUCUUCCUCUCAAUCACAAUCGUUGGACAGAGUUACCACUGAGAGUUUACAAAGACAAGUCACCAGAAAACAAACAAAAGACGGAUCUUCCUCAGUGGAGUCACCAAACGACAGAACAAGAAGACAAACAAGGGGUACAGCUACGCCACAAACGACACCAGACGCGGACACAAAAGGACCGUUUCAUAUGCGGACAAGAAGUGGAGGCAAAGCAAAACACAUGCCUUGGCUCAACAAAUGGAAAGAAAAAGAUGAUGGAGAAAGCAAUGAAAAUAAGAAAGGUAAAGAAAUGACAUCUCCUGGGGAACACAACACAAAUGGGAGCAAACGGAAGGAAUCAUUGAGUAUAGAAGGUGUGAGGAAAAAGAUAAAAGUUGAAGUGGAAUCUGAGGACGAGGAUCCGGUUGAAACACAUAGUGAUGGUUUAGUCAUAAUGGAAUCAGAUGAUAACCAAUUAGUUAACCAAUCAGCCUCAGAUCUAGACGAUCCGUCAUCUGUACAAAAGGAAUGUGAAAAAACGGUAGACGACGACACUCUUAUCAAAGACACUGUUUCUGAAAAACAAAACACACUUUCAUCAUAUGAUAAGCCACAUGACAUAGGUGGCGAAGGAGAUCGAGCAGAUUCUGAACUUAAGACAGUAACUAACGUUGACGGAAACGAGAAUGAAGAGUUCCCGUGUAAUGACGGAAGUGGGGAAGGGCAAACAAUAGAAAGUGAUGAUAAAGCGACUGAAGAAUCGUCUGAAGAGAAGUGCGAGAUUUGUGGGAACGUAUUCAAUACUUCAGAAGCACUCUUUAGUCACAUGGAGGAUGAACAUGGUAUCCGAAAUCUACGUGAAGAGGAAGAAGGCGAAGAGGAGUCGAAAAAGGAAGAGGUUCACCAGUGUAAUACGUGUGGGAAGAAGCUCGACACGCUUCUCAGACUCAAGAUUCACGAGAAGGUACAUAGUUCCGGUCAGUACGUGUGUAACGUGUGCGGGAAGUGUUAUCUCCAGGAACGCGUCCUGCUCCGACACGUCAACCAGAUGCACAAAAAUAAAAUCAUUCCUUGCACCGAGUGUGAAGAAAUGUUCAAAAGUCAACGUCAGCGAGACGAACAUCUCGCCAUCAAACACAAUAUACCGGCAGUAUUGAAGUGUAAGCACUGUAAUGACACAUUCCGGGACGUCAAGGAGUUAAGAAUUCACGCAAAGUGUCACGUGACUCCAUGUAUGUGUGAAUUUUGUGGUAAAUCAUUUCCCCGUCGCGCCGAUCUCGUGAUGCACCGCCGCGUUCACACCAGAGAAAAACCUAUCAAGUGUCAUAUUUGUGGAAGAGGAUUCGCACGCGCCAGUACGUUAUUAAGCCACAAGCUGACUCACAGGACAUACAACGCCUUCCAGUGCGAAGUUUGUGGUCGCACUUUCAAAACUAAAGAGUCCAUGAGGCAACAUCGGAAAGUUCACACAAAGGAGUCGACUGUUCCGUGUGAACAUUGUGAUCUAAAAUUCCGCACGUUUGAUGGAAUGAAGAACCAUAUCAUCCAGUGCCAUCCUGAAAUAUCGCCUCCGAAAAACUGGAACGUUUAUACAUGUGACAAAUGUCCCAAGCGAUUUGGCGGUAAACAGCAGUAUAUAAGACACAUGAGUGUCCAUACAGGUGUCCGUCCGCAUGAGUGUAACUUGUGUGGGAAGUCUUAUCCCACUUUAGGUGCUCUUAACACACACAAGAAAAUCCACAAAGAAUGCAUGCCGGAACGCCAAUUUCAUUGCAACGUAUGUAACCAUCAUUUCGGAAUUCUUUCCAAAAUGAAACGUCACAUGGAAACGGCCAAGCAUAUCCAAUAUUGUAUGGCAGUAGGCGUGGAUCCGAUGGGAAACCUUCGCGAGUACGAAGCGAAGGUUGCGGCCGAGGGAAAGAUACGUGCCCACAUGGGCGGUGUUCAGGUUCCUGCCGAUGGGUCCAUGCCUAUUGUGAUCAAGAACGAGAUUCCAGAACUAGCGGAAUACGAGGGGGAUGAGACAGUAGAGUGUGUCCUCAUACAUCUGCCAGACGACGAAGUGGCGCUACAAGAUGGCGCCCAGAUCGUGUACAGUAUAAACACCGAGGAUGGGACGAUAGAAUCGGUAUUCCACGAAAGCGCUCCUCAGGAAGAGACCGUGACAGUACAGACGCAGUGAUCACAUAAUAGCGCGUCCUGACAAUCAUUGCUUUGUUGUUUGAAAUAUAAUCAGAGGACAAGCCAAGUCUUAUCGUGAUACAGUCUAUAUCUAAAACAUAUGGAGGAUCUAGUCAAUAAAACUCACGACGAUUCAUAUCGGGAAGAUUCUGGUACAAUGAUAAAUUUUUGUACGGGGUUGUGUUCAUCAAUAAAAAUGCUUUAUGCCUGUGAAUAUAAUAUCGAUAGGUCGAUUAUUGUACCGGAAAAUAUAUUUGUGAAGGAUUAAAACUUGUGUGAACCAAAACAUUUCUCAUGAAUGCACAAGUCGAUUAUAUUUUCGAUUUCGAGUUGUGAGAUAGCGCUCUUUGAAACUCUUGGACACGUUAAUACUGUAGAACUGUCGAGUUGGUGUUUGUGGUGAUACGGAUUCGGGUCCUAAAACGUAUUCCGUCUUCUCCUGGUGCGUUCGUGUGUCCUGUGCUUGUUAAUUUUGCUAUUAUCAUUGUAUCAACACGUUUGUGUCUUGAGUUUUAUUUGGAAAUCAUAAUUUGUAAAGCAUAUGAUACAGUACAAAGUCCAUACAAGCGAGGACGUGACUGAUCAUUUUAGAGGUGAUGUUUGUAUUGGUAUCUUUAUAUACUCUGGAAUCACCCAACGCCUUGAAGUGUGUACAUUGUCGAAUUUUGAGGACGGAUUUAAUUUCAGAAUACGUUUAAGUUAAAAAUAAACUAUUUUCUAUCAAGUGUUAUAUAAAAUGCAUUUUUGGGUUUAAUUUAGUUGUAGCCACUUCACAGACCGAUAUCCGUAUCAUAUGAAGACAGGACUGAAGAAUUGUUUAAUUACGCCAUCUAAUGUACAAACAUUUUAACGUUGUAAUCCGUCUUCAGAAACAAAAUGCAUUAAAAUAUCAUCAACUUUCCAUAAUGAAGUAUUAUUAUACAUCUCAGGUAAAAUCAUUAUCGAAUGUUUACCCACUGAAAAUAUGUUGUUGCCAAUUUAUUUUUGUUCAUUAAAAGUGGUAAAAUGUA